AUGGUAUCAUUCUCCAAAACUUUGAAUUCAAAUUUACUAUUAGUAGCUCAAUCAAUAUUCCAAGAUUUAGCAACUCCACAACAAGCUUCAAAUGAUCAAUAUAAUAUUAUAAAUUUCUUAGGUGGUUCUGGUCCUUAUAAACAUGGUUCAAGAUAUGGUAUAAGUACAGAUAUACCUCAAGGUUGUGUCGUAGAACAAGUACAAAUGAUAUCUAGACAUGGUGAGCGAUUUCCAUCAAAAGGUGAUGGUGCUUAUUUUGAUACUGUUAUGGAAGUUUUCAAUAGUUAUAAAAAGAAUAAUCAAUUCAAAGGUGAUCUAUAUUUUUUGAAUGAUUAUAAAUAUUUUGUUACUGAUAAAGCAUCUUAUGAAAAAGAAACAUCUCCAACAAAUUCAGAGGGAACUUAUGCAGGUACUUCUAAUGCAUUAAGACAUGGAGCUUAUUUCAGACAAAGAUAUGGUUCUUUGUAUUCAAAUGAUACAACAUUUACUAUAUUUACAACUAAUUCAGGUAGAUGUUAUCAAACUGCCAAUUAUUUUGCAAGAGGAUUUUUAGGUGAUGAAUAUUCAGAAGAUAAUGUUGAGUAUGUUGUUGUUGAUGAAGAUAAAAAAAUGGGUGGUAAUUCAAUAACUCCAAGAUAUGCAUGUCAGUCAUUAGAUAAUGUUAAUAAUGAUCAUAUAAGUAAUCAGUUUGAUAAGAGUUAUUUACAAGGUAUAUUGGAUAGAUGGUUAGUGGAUAAUCCUGGAUUAAAUUUAACUACUAAUCAAGUGUCUUCAUUGUUUUUAUGGAUUGCUUUUGAGCUUAACGUUAAAGGUUCAUCACCGUUCGCUCCAUUGUUUACAAAUGAGGAAUAUAUUAAAAAUGGAUAUAGAAAUGAUUUGGUAAAUUAUUAUUCAAUAGGUCAGGGUAAUAAUUUAAGUAUAGUCGUUGGUUCACCAAUGGUCAAAGCAUCAUUAAAAUUAUUACAAGAUCAAGAUCAAAAAAUCAUUAUAAUGUUUACUCACGAUACAGAUAUGGAAUUCUACUUAUCAUCAAUGGGAUUAAUCAAUCCACCACAAGAUUUGCCAACAGAUCAUAUACCAUUCCCAAAUCCUUAUAACGCAGCAGAAUUAUUCCCACAAGGUGGUAGAACAUAUUUAGAAAAAUUAAAAUGUGGGUCAAAUGAAUACGUUAGAUUUAUAAUGAAUGAUGCAGUAGUUCCAUUACCAGGUUGUCAAAAUGGUGUUGGGUUCAGUUGUGAAUUUCAAAAUUUUACAAAUUUGAUUAAUAAAAGAUUGAACGGUGUUGAUUAUAAAACACAAUGCAAUGUUACUGGUCCUUCUGAUUUGACUUUCUUUUGGGAUUACAAAGAAAAUAAAUAUGACGCUCCUUUAAUAGAUCAAUAA
Lodderomyces jiufengensis is the source of this 1383-nucleotide messenger RNA. It is a transcript of the gene PHO114, whose product is annotated as Pho114p. The transcript has a single exon. Gene Ontology annotation, molecular function: acid phosphatase activity. NCBI's taxonomy places the organism in Eukaryota, Fungi, Ascomycota, Pichiomycetes, Serinales, Debaryomycetaceae. The coding region runs from base 1 to 1383 and encodes 460 amino acids. The record is from RefSeq and is a predicted model, not a curated record. Gene Ontology annotation, cellular component: fungal-type cell wall.